AUGAUUGAGGUAGUCCUAAAUGACCGCCUGGGCAAGAAAAUACGCGUCAAGUGCAACGAAGAUGACACGGUCGGUGAUCUGAAGAAAUUGGUAGCAGCUCAGGUGGGUACAAGACCCGAGAAGAUUCGUAUCCAGAAGUGGUAUACCAUCUACAAGGACCAUAUUACUCUCGAAGACUAUGAGAUACAUGACGUCCAGGUAUUUCAACGCCAGUACAGUGAGUGCGGCACCAGGGCAGGCAGUAAGUCACAGCACCAGGGCAGGCAGGCAGCGUAUGCCGCCAACGCUUUCUUUACUAGUAUUUACGAAACGUUUAGCGCACGAAUAAGCUCACAAGUGGAAACCAACUUGCUCUUAUUCUCUUGGACUGAAGUAAAAGCGCUGUUUAAAAAGCACAAGAAGAAAGAGAAGGAGAGAGGCUGUCGCAACGGCAUGGAGGUGCCGCACACAUUUGUGCGCACCGUUAAGGCGCAGGAUCUGCGCUCCAGCCAGGUGGAUAGUGUGUUGCACGACAUUAAGACUAAAAACUCGCCCACAUGGGUCAUUUUCUCCUUUGCGGACCAGAGAGAGAAAAGAAAUACGCUCAAAGUACUUGCAUCUGGGCACGGCAGCAUCUCCGACCAGUCUAAGUGGCCUACAGAGCUUUUCUCACCAAACUCGCUGUGUUAUGGUCUCACAAGCGUUGAUUGCUAUGAUGAGAACUCGGCGCCUACCAACGUGCUGUCAUUUUGUUGGAAGGGACGGGAUCUACCGAUCUACCUUCGAACAAAGUAUGCAGAGUUUAACUAUGUCAUUCGGAAACGUAUGGGUGCGGUUGCGCAUGUCACGUUGCACAACCCAGAAGAGCUCGUGGAUGGAUCUGUGUUCAUGCAGACCCCGCGACGCCGUCCACGAAGUUCGUCAAGACGAUUUGUUACGAAUGAUAUUGAAUUUACUCCCGAAGUGACAGAUACCGUGCAGGACAUUCGCUCGGAUACUUCCCCGUUCAAUUGGGCUGUAUGUGGCUAUGAUAAUUUGGACAUAGAGAGCUCAACGCAGAAGAUGAUUGUUGUAGAAAGGGGCAUGACCGGGUUGUAUGCUUUAAAGGGAAUUGGUGGAAUUACUUCAGUGCUAGAAGAGGGAAGCACAAUGUACAUUUACUUACGAGUGGACGUUCCAUUGCAUCGCGGAACUGAGAGGAUUGUAUCGAAGUACGUGCUGGUUACAUGGCAAGGCGUGGAAAGUGGUUGGAGCGGUGGAACUUCGGAUGACGAAGUUGAGUUAUGGUUUGGCCCAAGCUCGACUGGAGAGCGAUCGCCCCAGCGCCGCGAUUCUUUUGCAUCAAACUCCAAACUUCAGCGCGCAGUGACUGCUCAUGUCCACGGCAGUGAGAUUUACCGUGUGUUUCCCCAUCACGUUCACUUUUUUGCUAGCACGCAAUCGGAAAUAUCGGAAGAAGCUAUUCGCGAGCGUAUCAGACGGGCAGUGGAUAAUGAUUGCAUGCUGCUUCGAGUCGUUUGUAUUCAAGCGUCGGGCGACACACAAGCGCCUGUGUGUUUAGAAAUUCCGUUCGAUGCUACGGUAGGUGUGCUUCGACAGGAGAUUGCGUCGAACAUUGGAAUUCCAAAGGAUCGCCAGCGCAUCGUUUGGAUUCGGCAAACAGAUGAUCUUGCCAAAGACUCGCAACUAUCGACAGCCCUAAUGCUGGAGGACGAAAACGCAGGGAUCCGAAAAGACAUUGGGCUUGCUCAUGGUGACAAAGUUCACGUUGACGACAAGGGCAACGGCAAGAGUUCUGUUCUUGCGAAACUGUUUGAACAGAUCAAUUCGGGUGCUGCAGCCGUCAGUCUUUCGGCUGAACGACGGCACGAAGUCCAGCGAGGAGUCGAAGCUCGAGAAGCAGAGCUUAGGAAAAUACUGUCCGUGACCCACUAUUUAAUUCGGCGGAAAGCUGGUGAAGAUUUAAAGCCUGUUGUAAGUGUGGCGGGCGUCGUUGACGACGAUGCUGCCCACGCAAAGAAAGAAAUUGAUUUUUCUUCCCCAACAAGCCAGCACAUGGUUGUCGACUGCGCAGAUUCGCCUGCCUCCUUGACAGGAUCAAUUUCGGAGGAACUUGCGAAAGAAGAUGUGUCAAUGUUGCAGGAACAGGCGCGAGUUCUUGAGUCGCAGAACCAAUAUUUGGAGAUUCCAUACGAAAGCAUUCAUAUCCUUAGCGGCAAAGAGAACGAAUUGGGAUGUGGAAAGGCGGCUACUGUUUACCGUGGACUUUGGAUGAAUCGGAAUAGCGCUGCCGAGGUAGCAGUGAAAUCAUUCCGUUAUGCUCGAUUGACCGACAAAAUUCUUGGCGAUUAUCGACAAGAAGUGGCGUUGCUGAGAAAGCUGAAGCAUCCAAAUAUUGUGUUAUUUAUCGGAGCAUGCACGGAUCCUAAGCUGAUGAUUUUGACGGAGUAUUGCUCUCGCAAAAGUCUAUUUGAAGUGAUUCACAGCAAUAACUUUGAGACGAUUCCUUGGAAGUUUAAACUACGAAUGAUGCUGGAUGCAGCACGAGGUAUUCAGUAUCUUCACUCAAACCGCAUCAUCCAUCGCGACAUUAAGUCACACAACUUUUUGGUGGAUGAUGAUUGGCGAGUUAAAGUAGCAGAUUUUGGCAUUAGUAAGGUACUGGAUACCGAUACUGCCUUUACACAGUGCGGUACAACAGGGUGGGUUGCCCCUGAAGUUCUCUUGGACGAAGAUCUGGGGUACACAUUUAAGGCCGACAACUGGAGUUUUGCAAUUGUAAUGUGGGAAAUGAUUGCCGGCGGACUGCAGAACCCGUUCAUUGGAAUGGCUCCGAUUAAGUUUUACAACAAGACAAUUAACGCCGGCACCCGACCUCCAAUCCCCGAGGGCAUGGACAGCGAGUACAUCAAUCUCAUUACUGAAUGCUGGAAGUCGGAUGCGUCCGACCGACCUUCCUUUAACGUGAUUGUGUCUCGACUAGAGCGAAUGCUGCUAGAUUUGGGUGCUAGUAUCGACCUUCCACCGACGUUCCAGGGUGGAUACCACCAAGCAGGGGUGGCGGUGAGCCCAAAAUUGUUGUGA
Molecule: messenger RNA, 3063 nt
Organism: Peronospora belbahrii
Lineage: Eukaryota; Oomycota; Peronosporomycetes; Peronosporales; Peronosporaceae
Source: the annotation of a GenBank genome assembly